AUGCCCUCUCUAACCAGCCUCCUCCACAAGCUCCUCUGCACCCCUAAACCCUCAGCACGAGACCAAGCCUACGCUCACAUCGCCUCUCUAGAACGCCAGGCAAUCGCGGACCUCCAAUCCGCCCUCCACACCGUCCUCUCCCACACCUCCGGUCAGCUAACCAGCACCUGGACGUGCCACGCCUGCACCUACCGCAACGCCAUCAUCCUUCUCCCCGGGGAGCACCCCCUCGGAAUCCUGUCCUGCAAGUACUGCGCGCACGUAUGCUGCGAUUCGUGCAGCACCAACUCGCCACUCCUCAAAACGUACUACACCGAAGGCGCAGAGCUGCGCUUGCGGGACCGCGACUACGGCGAGCUGCCGUAUGUUGUUGUUUGCAGGGAGUGUGGCGUGAGCUGGAGGGCUGUUGCGACGAGUGUAGUGGAGAAGGAAGGGGAUAGGGAGCUCGUGAAUUGGGGCUUUGGGAAGCGGAAGUGUGUUUGUGGCGCUAGGCCUUCGAUUUGGAAGUCGUGGAUUGGGUUUCGCGUGAGGGAGGGGCAGCGGGUGGAAGGGGAUACGGGGGCGCUAUUGAGCGUCCUGACGGAGAAUCUAAAGCGCGGCGUAGCUGAGUAA
This is a messenger RNA of Trematosphaeria pertusa, 612 nucleotides long. RefSeq lists its product as uncharacterized. The record is from RefSeq and is a predicted model, not a curated record. The transcript has a single exon. Lineage: Eukaryota; Fungi; Ascomycota; Dothideomycetes; Pleosporales; Trematosphaeriaceae. The coding region runs from base 1 to 612 and encodes 203 amino acids.